Molecule: messenger RNA, 620 nt
Organism: Closterium sp. NIES-67
Lineage: Eukaryota; Viridiplantae; Streptophyta; Zygnematophyceae; Desmidiales; Closteriaceae
Source: the annotation of a GenBank genome assembly
AUUGGCCGAAAAUGGCUGAUGACGUGCGCAAGUACGUGUCCUCCUGCACUGCCUGCCAGAUCAUGAAAUCGUCGCAUCAGCGAGCAGCCGGACUACUACAGCCGUUGGAUCCGCCUGAGCGACCCUGGCAACACGUCACGAUGGACUACGUGACAGGACUGCCGGCCGGCCCCAGCGGAAACGACGCCAUCCUCGUGGUCGUUGACCGACUCACAAAAAUGGCGCACUUCAUCGCCUGCCAACAGACAAUCACCGCCGAAACUGCGCAGCUGUUGAUCACGAACGUCAUCCGCCUGCACGGACUGCCCUCCGCCAUCAUUUCAGACCGAGACCCAAAAUUCACAUCGAAUUUCUGGCGCCACCUGUGGGACCAAUUCGGCACCAAACUCCAAUUUUCAUCCACCUACCACCCACAAACCGACGGGCAGACCGAACGCGUUAACCAAACCAUGGAGCAGCUCAUUCGCACCACCUGUACUGACCCAUCGACAUGGGAGAAAUCUCUUCCGCUACUAGAAUUCGCGUAUAAUAACGCGACCUCAGCCACAACCAAUCAAUCCCCAUUUUUCCUCAACUACGGACAAGACCCGUGACGUCGUAUUCUCAUUAUAGUACAUUGA